AAAAAACAAUUUUAUUUAUAAAUAUUUACAAUUUACCUCAAAUAUUUACAAAAUAAGAUAUUCAGUUAUUUAAAAAAAACUGAAAUAUAAUUUUUAAAAUCAGAGUGUAGCAUUUUUUUGUUAGAACUAUUUUACUCUGAUAUACAUAUUUACAUUUACAUUAAUUACAUUGAUGUAAAUCAAAUUAAAAAUUUAUGAAGUAUUAUUAUUUUUAGAAUACUUUAUCUUGGCCCUAAACUGCUUAGGUUUCAAACCAUAAGCAAGUAAUCUGUUAUCUGAAAGGUCUGUUAUGUCUCUAGUCUUUUUUUGUUUGAAACCACCUUUGAAAUUCUUACCAUUUCUUGAAUUGCCUGGUCUACCAUUUCCAUCCUUGUUAGCAACACCAGCCUUAAUAUUCUCUUGUGAAAAGGGUUUAUUGACAUCUCGCUGUCCUGAUUUCUUCUUUUUCUUUUUCGGAAAACUUGGCCCAUGCUCCUGAGAAGUAGCAUUCUCCAUCUUAUUAACACUUGAAUCCUUCCUAUCUUCUGGAACUAUCAAGCUAUCAUUUCCUUCCUUUCCAUCUAAUAUACCAUUGUCAAGCGCUAAGGAUGGUUUAUCAGUCUUUUGUUUUUUAAUUUUUUUCUUGCCUGAAUUUCUCAAAAGCGAAUCUCGGCCUUCUAAAAAUUCAUCAUAAUUUUUUUCUGCUGUCUGAGAACUGUCAGCUGGGAAGUCAUCAUUGCUAUUAAAAUUAUUUUCAUUAUUAAUUACUGAUGGAAUUUCAUCUUCAUUUUUAUGGCUUCGUUUUCGUUUUUUUUCUGCCAUAUUUGAAAUACUAUUUGACUCAAAGAGAUUACUCUCACCGUUUUUCUUAGGUUUUAUGUUAUCCUCCUCUGGAUCAUGAGAUUCAAUGUUUUCCUGGCUGCCUAAAGCUUGUUUUAACUUCUUUUUCUUUUUUUUACUGUUUGUGCUAGUAUUCAUAUCAGAAGUAUAACUCUCCUGUAGUGAAUCAUCUUUGUCUUCAGAAUACAAACUGGAAAACAGUUUUCUUUUCAAAUUUUCAUCUUUAGCUUUCUUUGAAUAUAUCUUUACCUCAUUCUUUUCAACAUGUUCUGGACGAUAUUUAAUGAUCUUUUUAACAGAAGCCCACUUGUUCAACUCACUAUCAUCAGCCAUUAAUAUUUCUUCAACAGAUAAUCCAUAAUCAUUUGGAACAACCUCUCUGUAUUUAAAUCUACAAGGUAGAUCAUCAAUGAAGUCCUCACAGUCAAGAUUAUAAUAUUCAUCGAAGUACUUUUUAAAAUCAUUAUGGACAGUUGGAUCAAAUGAAGGUUUAGCGAUAUCCAUAAUAUCAUUAAACGCCUUUUUCUUUUUAAGUUUCUUCUUCUUUGUCCUAGUAAGUUUCUUAUUUUCUUCCUCAAAAUUAUCUCCUUCGCAGUCCAUAUUUAUAUCUCCAUAAUCCCAAUUAUAGUCGUCUUCAUUGAAUCCAGGAUGUUCCUCUUCCCCCUGAUUAUAAUAAUCUUCAUUAAAUAGUUCCUUCAUCUUUUGGUCAUGUUUUUCAGCAUCAAAAUCUUCUAAUAUUUCUUCAUCAUCAUAAUUAAAUUUUAGAUUGUCAGUUGCCUCUUUUAAUUGAUUGAUUUUUUCUUCAAUCUCGACCAGUUUUUCUUUUUGCUUUUUCUUGAUUUCUUGGGUUUUCUUAGCCUUCUCCUCUUUUUUUCUUUGAGCAAUUUCCACUCUUUUCUUUUUCCUUGAAUCAUCUUUACGCCUUAGUGAUCCUUCAACUUGUCUAGGAAACCUCUUAAUCUGAAGAUUUUCUUCUGUUUCAAAUCUCCUAUUGUAUCGGUCUUCAAAUUCAGCUUGCUCUUCUAAUUCUCUUUCAUCUUCAGAUAAAUUUUCAUUGAUAGGGAUAGUAGAUGAUUCUUCACUUAAAUAUCUCCUAUUCAAUAUGAAAUCUUUUAAAAACUGCUCAUUUUCAUCUAAAUUUUUAUUGUUCCAAAAAUCAUGGAGGGGCUUCAGUUUUUUCUCCUCCUCCUUAUCACCUAAUUCUGACUUUACACCUUUAAGAAACUGAAUAUAAUCAGCUUCUUCCUCUUCUUUAGUCUUUUCAUUUUUUACUUUAACCUUCAUCAAUGCUUCCCGACUUUCAUCAUCAGAACCUGAAUCACUAUUCAAUUGAUUUUUAAAAAAAUUCUUAGUAGCUUCUUGUUCUUCAACAUAUGUUAAAGGUUUAGGUGUUUUGGAGUCAUCAUCAGAUUCUUCAUCAACAACUCCAAUUACAUAGUCUUUAACAAACACUGAUUUUUCACCAUCUUCUUUCUUUUUCUUUUUUGUUUCAUUUUUGACUGAGUUCGGGAAAAAAUUAACAUUAUGAUCAUAUAUACUUGGAUCCUUGACUUUAAGGCAACUAAGCGUUUUGAAAAAGUCCUUAUCUGAAAUUGCAUCUAAAAUCUCUUCUUCAUCACUACUGCUUUCACUAGUUUCUUCUUCACUAUUAGUAUCCUGGUCAGUAUUUUCUUUUUCUUCCAUAAUUUCAAAUUUUUACUCACGUGUUCAGUAAGAAAGAACUUUACAGAUUUCUCUUAAGAGUUCUCCGAAUUUUAGAUACCCACUACCGAUUUAUAAAGAAACUGUGUUAAAUAAAUAAAUACUGUUAAAGCUAGACACAAAAAUUCUUCAAUUUUGGAAACUUGUUUCUGAACCCAUUCAAUAACUACAACACGAGUUUACUGAGACAACAUAACCUUACUAUAACCUGAACCAGUUAUGAAGGAUAGGUUUUAAGUAUUGCCACCUGCGAGUAGCUUUUGAAUGUUUAUGAUUACUGUCUUGUCAUAUUCCAGUUAAUUUGAAAACUUAAAUCCAUCAUUCCUGCAGUAUGUUGACUAAGUUAGUGUUUUGAAAGUUUCCUGUCAAAAACUUGAGAAAAUAUUGUUAAAUGUGAUUAUUUGGAAAGGACGCUUCCAAAAGCGUUAUGGACUGACAAGAUAUAUGGUCAUUUGACUGUUAUUUUUGUGAAUCUUUUAAGAUUUUAAGUGCAUUGGACAAUAAACCUGAGGAUCAAUGUGGAGAAUGCAUCGUGGUGAAAGUGCUAAUGGUUUUAGCACUGGAGAAGAAGAUUCUAGGGGCCCUCCCGAUCAAAUAUGUUGCUUAGUAGAUGAAGGUGGUAGAUGCCAAAGGCCUGCAGGUAAUGCAUCUUACAGCAAACGGAUUCAGAAAAUUGUAACUCAACGCCGCCUCAAGCUUCAUCUUGAUUCAAAUGCCAGGCAUAUUUAUAUAUGUGAUCACCACAAAUGUAUGAUUCAGUCUGCAAGAACUAAGCGACGAAGGAAAGAUUCAGAAGAUGACUCUACUGAGGGAGGUGAUAUUGAGUAUCCUGAUAUUGACCUCGGUCAACUUCAGAUUAAUACUCUUCGUAGAUAUAAGAGGCAUUUUAAAGUACCUACCAGACCCGGUUUGAACAAACCACAGUUAGCUGAAGUGUUGCAAAAACAUUUUAAAACUCUGCCUGUGACAGAAAAAGAUGUGGUUUCCAAUUUUUACUAUACCGUAAGGACAAAUGGCAAUAAACUUGACAUUAAAAAUGGAGGGGAUUCGUUGUGAAUCUGUUUUUUAAAAUCAUUACUAAUUUGGUCUCAAAAGUUCUAUGUGUAUAUUGUAUAGGC
This is a messenger RNA of Nezara viridula (southern green stink bug), 3638 nucleotides long. The record is from the annotation of a GenBank genome assembly. NCBI's taxonomy places the organism in Eukaryota, Metazoa, Arthropoda, Insecta, Hemiptera, Pentatomidae.